AUGAAGACCAAGAACCGACCUCCCCGACGCAGGACACCCAUGCAGGACACAGAAGCCACCCCUGGAGAGCAGACUCCUGACAGACCCCAGUCAGGCUCAGGGGGGUCGGAGCUGACCAAGGGUCUUCGGAGUAGGACUGCCCGUGCAGGUGGAGCGAGAGCAGAGGUCAACCGCCGGCGACAGGGGUCUGGGAGCCGCAGGGAGAACAGUGUUCAGAGGCGGCUGGAGAGCAAUGAGCGGGAAAGACAACGGAUGCAUAAACUCAACAACGCCUUCCAAGCACUGCGUGAGGUCAUCCCGCAUGUACGGGCCGACAAGAAACUCUCCAAGAUCGAGACUCUCACACUGGCCAAGAACUAUAUCAAGUCACUGACCGCCACCAUACUCACUAUGUCCAGCAGCCGCCUUCCGGGGCUGGAGGGGCCGAGUCCUGCACCAGGCCCUAAACUCUACCAGCACUACCAUCACCAGCAGCAGCAGCAGCAGCAGCAGCAGCAGGUGGCUGGGGCGACACUGGGUGCCACCGAAGACCAGCCCCAAGGCCACCUGCAACGGUACUCUACACAGAUCCACAGCUUCAGAGAGGGGAGCUAGCACCCGCUUUGGGCUCUGGGGUGGGUUGACAGUGCUGACCUGGCCUGCUCAUCUUAACUCUGGUCCCUUCAUGCCACAGACCCGACUGAUGAUGACACUAUUGAGGUUGUUUAGGGGAUUUUGUUGUUGACCAGAGACUCUUGUGUGGCCCAGGCUGGCCUGGAACUCCUCAUCCUGCCUCCACCUUCUCUAUAGCUGGGAUUACAGGCACGCAUCACCACAUGGUGUGGUGCUAGGGACUGAACCAAGGGCUCUGUGCAUGCUAAACAAGCAACGAGCUACAUCCCGCAGCCCAAGGUUCAGUCUAGAGACUUCAUUUUCCUUGAAAUUCAUCUCAGCCACCAACAUGGGGCAGUUUUUCCUAGCCACCCAGGGGACAGUGUCAAAUCAUAUUGAGGUCCAAAUCUCUGGGGAAAGCCUGCCCAGUCCCUGUAGCUCUUUCUACAAAAUAGGCAGGAUGGGAAAGUACUUGCCUUCCUCACAAUUCUUUUUAUGUGUGGUAGCCAAGGGGCAAUUCCAGGGAGAACUUGACUUACAAAUGUCCCUGCUACUGCUGAGCCUAAAACCCACCCUGUAUUGUGGGGCUACAUGGAGGCUGGGCCCAAAGUGUCACCCAAGGCUCACCAGGGACUAUUGCAAAGCCAAGAUGGCUCUUGUUCUGCAGGAGCCAAUCUUGGCAGCCCAGAUAACCUGGGCCCAACUCAACAGCUGGGUUAGAAAGGCCUCAUAGGACUUGACAUGGAUAAGGGGGGGUCUCUGUUUUUCCCAAGUGGAGUUCUGGAAAGUUAAGUACCUCAGGCUGUGGCUUACCAAAGCCUGAGUGGGGCCUGGGAUCUGAGGCCCUGUGUGGAGACCAGGCAGGGUCUUUAUGAGGAGGACCCUCAAGCCGCUGUACAGGGAUAGACUUGCUCUGGACCUUUUGCAGGCUUCCCACACCUGUACCCCCGGCCUCCAUCCCAGGGGCGCACCGCCAUGCUUAGUAGUUUUCAUUUGUCUCGCCUUUGCCCCUGGUGUAUGGCUGCCACGUGUUUUUCCACAGGCUCAUGGGACUUAGCUCUUGGUACCUUUGGUGUUUUCUCUGAGGCGGAAGCUGGAGUGACAGGCUUGCCCCUCCCCCAAGCUGGUCAUUAAUAACGAGGAUUGAGUGGUUGGCAGCUAGCUUCCUCAAGCCCAGCUUCCUUCUGUGGGGCGUUCCUGCUCCACUGGAUCUGCCAGGCUUCACUACUUAGCUGUCAGCUGCCUCUCCUUCCUCCCUUGUCUUUCUACCCAGAACUGUCCUGGGGUUUCUUGGGGUCAGUGCCCCCCCCUUUUUUUAGAGUGACAGGAAUCUCACUAUAUGUAGCUCAGAUUGGUCACAAAUUAUGCAGCCCAGGCUGGUUUUGAACUUGUGCUUAGCCCACUCCUGCUUCAGCCUCCUAGGCACUGUGAACAUAGGUAUAGGGGGACAGCCCUGGUGCUCCAUGAAACAGGUGAUAGCUACACUGGGCCUGGGGGUGUUGAUCUCUCCAUCUCAGUGAGACUUGGGUUUUGGUCUGGUCCUUUCACAGAUCAUAGGUUGGGUAGACUGAAAGCCUUUGUGUUUGUGAUUCAGGGAUGGUUACUGGGAAAGGUCAAUAGUUAGGGAAUUUGCCAAUGUGAGCUGAGGCCAGGCACAACUCCAAGUUGGAAAGACGGAGCCCAGAUAUUCCUUGCUGUGGGGACCUGCCCAGUGGAACACAAGAGGCCUCUGCUGAUGGGACAGUACUACAAACCCAGUGGCUGGCUUCCAGAUGAGCCAAGGCCAGAGCUCAGCUCCUUUUGCUGGAUCUUGCCUAGAAGCACAGGAGGAAGGGAAGAUAUCCAGCCAAACUUCUGCCCUAAGCCCAGGGCUGUCCAGGGUCACUGCCUUGCAGGACCACAGCCUUGUGGCUCUUUGUGCCCCCCGUGAGCUGGUCCUUGCACCACUCCCUGCUUCC
Cricetulus griseus (Chinese hamster) is the source of this 2549-nucleotide messenger RNA. Lineage: Eukaryota; Metazoa; Chordata; Mammalia; Rodentia; Cricetidae. The record is from RefSeq and is a predicted model, not a curated record.